This is a messenger RNA of Fusarium keratoplasticum, 1368 nucleotides long. Its product is annotated as Oxidored-FMN domain-containing protein. The transcript has 2 exons. Gene Ontology annotation, cellular component: intracellular anatomical structure. Lineage: Eukaryota; Fungi; Ascomycota; Sordariomycetes; Hypocreales; Nectriaceae. The record is from RefSeq and is a predicted model, not a curated record. Gene Ontology annotation, molecular function: NADP binding; FMN binding; NADPH dehydrogenase activity. The coding region runs from base 1 to 1368 and encodes 455 amino acids.
AUGGCGGCAUACCUCACCCAGCGAAUCUGCCAUCCUCAUCAUGGCAUCCCUGUCUCUCGACCAGAGACUCCUGCACCCGAAAAGGAGAUCAAAUGCCAUCAGCCAAUUUACAACAAGGCUUCCAAGGGUGUCCCCUUCUUCACCCCAGAGCAGGAUCCCCGAUCUGGAACGGCCAUCCAGCCUCAGCCCUCGGGAAAGCCCAUCCCCAAGCUCUUCACACCCUUGAAGAUUCGUGGUAUCGAAAUGCAAAACCGCAUCUGGGUAGCUCCAAUGUGCCAGUAUAGUGCUCAUGAAGGCUUCCAUACUCCAUGGCACAUCACCCACUAUGGCGGGAUGCUGCAACGCGGCCCCGGCCUUGUGAUGAUUGAGGCGACCGCAGUGCAAGCAAACGGUCGCAUCACACCCGAAGACUCGGGCAUUUGGCUAGACGCCCAUGUCGACACCCUCAAGAAGCACGUCGACUUCGCUCACAGCCAAAACGCCCUUAUCGGCAUCCAACUCGCCCAUGCCGGUCGCAAGGCUUCUACCGUAGCUCCCUGGCUGAGCUCUGGAGCCACAGCAUCCAAAGAAGUCGGCGGAUGGCCAGAUGACGUGGUCGGUCCCAGUGACGAAGCUUUCAACGAGCAUUUUCCUACUCCUCGCGCAAUGACUAUCGCCGAGAUUGAUCAGUUCAAACACGAUUUCAUCUCGGGCGUCAAUCGCGCUGUCGGGGCUGGCUUUGACGUCAUCGAAUUACACUUUGCCCAUGGGUACCUCGUCUCGAGCUUCUUCUCCCCCGCCGUCAACAAGAGGACGGAUAAAUACGGAGGGUGCUUUGAGAACCGUAUUCGUUUGGCUCUUGAGCUCGUUGACGCGACGAGAGAGGCGAUUCCCAAGGAUAUGCCUCUGUUUGUCCGCAUCAGUGCUACUGAGUGGCUCGAUACCAACCCCGACUGGAAGGGAGAGAGCUGGACCAUUGACGAAAGCGUCAAGCUCGCUAAAAUCCUGGCUGAGCGGGGCGUUGAUGUCCUCGAUGUGUCAAGCGGCGGCAAUCACGCACAGCAAAAGAUAAUUGGUGGUCCCGCAUAUCAGGCUCCCUUCGCCAAGAAGAUCAAGGCUGCAGUUGGAGACAAGAUGCUUGUUAGUUCAGUGGGAAACAUCAAGACCGGCCAGGUAGCUCAGGACGUUAUUGCUGGCGGCAAGGAUGCAGACGACACUCCGUUGGACCUGAUUGCAGCUGCGCGCAUGUUCCAGAAGAACCCUGGUCUCGUUUGGGCCUGGGCCGAUGAACUGGAGACGGACAUUCAUGUGGCUCAUCAGAUUGGUUGGGGAUUUGGUGGAAGAGCCCAUAAGGAUGCCUUCGGCGACGGUAAACACAAGAAGCAUUAG